Messenger RNA from Funneliformis geosporum, 164 nucleotides. The record is from the annotation of a GenBank genome assembly. Lineage: Eukaryota; Fungi; Glomeromycota; Glomeromycetes; Glomerales; Glomeraceae.
UACCUAAGCCAAAAUAUUCUCAUUUACCAAUUAAGUUAACAGAUACCCUUUAUUCUGAUAUCACCAACGAUAAAAUAUUUAUCGAUAUGAUUAAUAAGCGAGUAAUUGAAGGAAAAGAAGAAAUUGCGGAAUACCAAGCUCAAAUAGAAACCCCCUCUAAAUAA